AUGUCUUUUUCCAGUGGUAACCACUGGCCCUUUGUUGGCACUUCUUUCACCUUCCCACCUUGGAACGACACCCACAACUCCGACGACAACUCGCAAGCCAACCAACAACCCACGAACACACCUGCUCAGGGCUAUAUUCCACCGCCACAACACCGACAUUCGCCUUCGUCUUCAUAUCCCCGACUGCCCUUGCCAAACUUUGCACAGUCACGACACCACCCGACGGCCACCCAAGCCCGACCCCAGCACCACUCAACUCCAUCCGCUUCUCUGGCUGCUGCAUUGAGGGAAGGUGCCGACUUCCUACCACGACCUUCGAUUCUCCCGCGACUGCCACCGCUUUCUCGCCUCAACUCUACUUCUGCUCAACAAUCCAGCUUCGGUUACAUCCCCAAUCACUUCUUCUAUUCACCACCCCAGUCGCCUCAAGACUCUGGCCCUUCACACCAUACCACCACUACUGACCCAGCACACCAAUCCGCUUCUUCCUCGUCCGUCCAACCUUUCGCAGGACCAUCCUUCACCGACCACUCUACCGGUCCUUCCAUCUCCAACCCUCUUGCACAUUCUCAUUCCAACAGUCACUCGACCCCACGUUUCGGUACACACCAUAUUGCCAGUGCUUCCAGAAGUGGUCAAUCAUACUCAGACUACCAAAAUCCUGCCAUCCAACCGUACGCGAAGGAAGAAGAUACAACCACAAUGCCUGCUUCGACCUCUACCGCCGCUGCAGGUCGCAAACGUGCUCGCCCAUCAGAUCCCGGGACUCCACCAUCUGGGACUAAGCGUCGCCUGAACUCUGCUCAUGCUCCGAUAGAGCUAGAUGAUACCGACGAAGAAGAGGAGGAAGAGUUGGGUCCUGACAACGACAUACUUGCUACAGAGCGUGAGGCUCUAGUGGCCAAGCAACGAGAAGAGGCUGGUAAGCCCAGUAGAAUUGGAGAGCUAAACUGCAUGAUUUGCCUGGAACACUUCACCGGGAUGACUGCAACGCAUUGUGGCCAUAUCUUCUGCCACGAAUGCCUGACGCAAGCUUUGAUAGCCAGCCAACGCAACUCCGACCACAAUUACGGCACAUGUCCAGCGUGUCGUAAGCCGAUCAAACCUAAGGGCAAGACACAGAUUGUACCGCUGACCUUGAUGAAAGCAAGGAAGAAGAAGUAG
This is a messenger RNA of Aureobasidium namibiae CBS 147.97, 1164 nucleotides long. RefSeq lists its product as uncharacterized. The transcript is spliced from 3 exons. The coding region runs from base 1 to 1164 and encodes 387 amino acids. The record is from RefSeq and is a predicted model, not a curated record. NCBI's taxonomy places the organism in Eukaryota, Fungi, Ascomycota, Dothideomycetes, Dothideales, Saccotheciaceae.